Molecule: messenger RNA, 576 nt
Organism: Oppiella nova
Lineage: Eukaryota; Metazoa; Arthropoda; Arachnida; Sarcoptiformes; Oppiidae
Source: the annotation of a GenBank genome assembly
AUUUUACACGAAUUGAACUGGCUGCUAUUUAUCAGAGGCAAUACAGUAUUGUUGCAAAGGUUUAUGGAUAGGAUUAGCAAACAUGUGGCUAAAUAUAAAAACAAUCUUAAUGAAAGCGAUUACCUGGACAAUUAUUUAAUGGCCAAGUAUUUACAGGGAGCUGUAUGGAGGCUAAUGAAUGAAUAUGACAAAGCAAGAAAAUGCAUGCAGGUCAUUGUUGAAAAUGACGGACGUAUUGGUCGCGAGUUCUCACUACCAGCUCAGGCGGCACUUGAAAUGGGUUUAAUUGAAUACGAGUUGAAAAACAACGACAAAGCCAUUGAAUUACUCAACAAAUGUAUUAAUGAGUACUCGGGUUAUCUCAACGAGAACUACGUCCACAUCCGGGCGUUUGCGGCGCUCCGGGAGUUAGGCGUCGGUAAUGAGAAAGAAGGCGAGGAUGAGACCAAACUGGGGGAAUAUAAGAAGCAAUGGCUAAAAGACAUCAAAAUUGAUCGUAAAAAAUAUGACCAACUCUUGGAAACUGAAGAGAAACAAGUGUAGUUUACCCUGAUAACUUAUGAAAUUUAAUUAUAA